Megachile rotundata (alfalfa leafcutting bee) is the source of this 2669-nucleotide messenger RNA. RefSeq names its product pre-mRNA splicing factor crn (gene crn). Gene Ontology annotation, cellular component: U2-type catalytic step 2 spliceosome; post-mRNA release spliceosomal complex; precatalytic spliceosome. Gene Ontology annotation, biological process: mRNA splicing, via spliceosome; spliceosomal complex assembly. Lineage: Eukaryota; Metazoa; Arthropoda; Insecta; Hymenoptera; Megachilidae. Gene Ontology annotation, molecular function: protein binding. The record is from RefSeq and is a predicted model, not a curated record.
UGUUUAUAUAUGUGAUAACUUUACAAGAAGCAGUGUGAAUAUAAUCUAACUUAUUUAUUUUCUUAUUGUGUUAUAGUAUACAUCUGAAAGUUAAAAUUCACUCACUAAUCAUGGAAAAAUCACAGAAAAUGCCGAAGGUUGCAAAGGUUAAGAAUAAAGCACCUGCAGAAAUUCAAAUAACAGCAGAACAGCUUUUGCGGGAGGCCAAAGAAAGAGAUUUGGAGAUUUUACCACCGCCUCCAAAACAAAAAAUCUCUGAUCCACAUGAAUUAGCUGAUUAUCAACACAGAAAGCGUAAAGCCUUUGAAGAUAAUAUUCGUAAAAAUCGUAUGGUCAUUUCAAAUUGGAUAAAAUAUGCUCAGUGGGAAGAAAGUCAGAAACAAAUACAAAGAGCACGAUCUAUAUAUGAGCGUGCACUGGAUGUUGAUCACAGAAAUAUUACAUUAUGGCUCAAAUACACAGAGAUGGAAAUGCGGAAUCGUCAAGUAAAUCAUGCCAGAAAUUUGUGGGAUCGUGCUGUUACUAUAUUACCUAGAGCAAAUCAGUUUUGGUACAAAUAUACUUACAUGGAAGAAAUGUUAGAAAACAUUGCUGGUGCACGUCAGGUAUUUGAAAGGUGGAUGGAAUGGGAACCUGAUGAACAAGCUUGGCAAACUUAUAUCAAAUUUGAAUUAAGAUACAAAGAAAUACAAAGAGCAAGACAAAUUUAUGAACGAUUUGUGAUAGUUCAUCCCGAUGUUAAACACUGGAUUAAAUAUGCACGCUUUGAAGAAUCCCACGGUUUUAUAAACGGAGCUCGUAAUGUUUACGAACGUGCUAUUAAUUUUUAUGGCGAUGAAAAUUUGGAUGAAAAAUUAUUUAUCGCAUUUGCAAAAUUUGAAGAAGGACAAAGAGAACAUGACCGCGCGAGAGUGAUUUAUAAGUAUGCAUUAGAUCAUAUUCCAAAAGAAAAAACACAAGAAAUUUAUAAAGCGUAUACCAUACAUGAGAAAAAAUACGGAGAUCGUUCAGGUAUUGAAGAUGUGAUUGUAAGCAAAAGAAAAUAUCAAUACGAACAAGAAGUAAAAGAAAAUCCUUCUAAUUAUGAUGCUUGGUUUGACUACUUAAGAUUAGUAGAAUCAGAAGGAAACGUAGAUGUAAUUAGAGAAACUUAUGAACGCGCUAUAGCCAAUGUACCACCCACUAAAGAGAAACAAUUUUGGAGGAGGUAUAUUUACCUUUGGAUAAAUUAUGCCCUUUUUGAAGAACUUGAUACCCAAGAUAUAGAAAGAUGUCGGCAAGUUUAUAGGGCGUGCUUAGAAUUAAUUCCCCACAAACAUUUUACUUUCUCAAAAAUUUGGUUACUUUAUGCAUAUUUUGAAAUAAGACAAAAAAAUUUAACAGCAGCUAGAAAAACAUUAGGUAUGGCACUAGGUAUUUGUCCUAGAGAUAAAUUGUACCGUGGAUAUAUUGAUUUAGAGAUACAGUUAAGAGAAUUUGAUAGGUGUAGAAUUUUAUAUGAAAAAUUUCUUGAAUUUGGUCCAGAGAAUUGUACCACAUGGAUGAAAUUUUCAGAACUAGAAACACUUUUAGGUGAUGUAGAACGUGCUCGAGCUAUUUACGAAUUAGCUAUAUCACAACCGAGAUUGGAUAUGCCCGAACUUUUAUGGAAGUCGUACAUUGAUUUUGAAAUAUCGCAAGAUGAAACUGAAAAUGCGAGGCAAUUAUUUGAAAGAUUAUUGGAACGUACGCUUCACGUUAAAGUUUGGAUUGCGUAUGCCAAAUUUGAGUUGGCAAAUUCCAUAUCAGAAGAUGGCGUUAAUAAUGUUGUUUUAGCAAGAAGAAUUUUUGAGCGUGGAAACGAUGCACUUAGAUCAAGUGGCGACAAAGAAAGUAGAGCAUUGCUUCUAGAAGCAUGGAGAGAUUUCGAAAAUGAGAAAGGUGAUGAAGAAACGAGGAUUAAGAUUAUGGAAAAAAUGCCUCGAAGAAUUAAACGCAGAAGACGUAUUGUGGGAGAGGAUGGGAGCGACGAUGGCUGGGAAGAGGUGUUCGAUUUCGUUUUUCCAGAAGAUGAAUCUCAAAGGCCAAAUCUUAAAUUUUUGGCAUCUGCCAAGGCUUGGAUAAAACAAAAAGAAAUGUAUAGCAAAAAUGAAAUCAGUCAGAAUAGUACUUCUCAGUCAGAAACAAAUAGUUAAAACAUUAUUUUUUAAUUAUAACAUCUAUUUUAAUUGUAAUCUACUUUGUUCUUGUAAAUAAAUUAAUAUUUAGUUUUUAUAUCAAUGAAAUAAAUUUAUUUUAAAAUAUUAAGUAAAAUUUUUAAAUAUAAUGUAAGAUAGAAUAUAAAAUGAAAGGAUUUUGUCGAAGUAUGAGUAAAUUUUAUGUUAUAAUAAACUUUAUUAGAACACAAGGUUAGCACAGUAAAAAAGUUAUGCUACAGUUAAUAACUUUUUUUUUUUAUUAUGUAUUUAAAUAUUUUUAUAUUAAUUUUGAUGUACACUUUUAUACUUCACAAGAAAAAUGUAAAUUUAUAAAUAUACAUUACGUACGUUAAUCCCAGAAAUGUUUUGUUCAACCACUGCAAAUACAGUAUAUAAGUAAAAAGUACAAAAUAUUCUUUGGCAGUCAUGCGUUUCGUACCACAGUGGGCAAAUUUAUUAAAAAGUUUCGAUGUAGACAGUACAAAAAAAAAA